Molecule: messenger RNA, 1032 nt
Organism: Capsicum annuum
Lineage: Eukaryota; Viridiplantae; Streptophyta; Magnoliopsida; Solanales; Solanaceae
Product: putative glycine-rich cell wall structural protein 1
Exons: 2
Coding region: 199-939 (246 amino acids)
Source: RefSeq, a predicted model, not a curated record
GUGGAUUAAUUAUUUUUCACCCAUUAAAUAUUACUGUUACAAAUAUAAAUACUUAUGUUCAGUUUUGGUUCUCACGUUAAUUGUCGAGAAUUUAAUUAUCUUCAGCUCUAUAUCUCUACUAUAUAAACUCAUGGCAUUGUGAAUAACCAUAUCUUGUAAAAUCACUUUAUUUCUUCCACAUAUAUAAAAACACCAAGAAUGAAAAUGUCAGCACAAUAUUCAAAGGCAUUCAUUUUUCUAGUUCUUUUGGGGGUACUUGCAUGUGCCACGUCAUCAAGGAAACUUCAAGAAGAUGAUGCAGUAGCUACAGUUUUUCAAAUCCCUGUUGAAAAUGGCGUAGGAUUUGGAGUUGUAGGAGGAGCUGGCGGCAGUAGUGGAGCUGGUGGUGGAGGCGGCGGCGGCGGUGGAGGAGGUGGUGGUGUUAAUGGUGGAAGUGGUGCAGGGUUUGGAUAUGGUUUUGGUGGUGGCCAGGGAUCAGGUUUAGGUGGUGGCGGCGGCGGCGGUGGCGGAGGUGGUGGAGGUGGAGAGGAUGGUGGAAAUGGUUCUGGAUUUGGUUUUGGCUAUGGUAGUGGCUGGGGGUCAGGCAUAGGCGGUGGUGGUAGUGGCGGCAGUGGAGGUGGUGGUGGUGGCGGCGGAGAGGACGGUGGUAAUGGUGGAGGAUUUGGAUUUGGGUAUGGUCAGGGUCAGGGUCAGGGUCAGGAAUCAGGUUCCAAUGACUCCAGUAGUGGUGUCGGAGGAGGUGGUGGUGGUGGUGGCGGAGGUGGCGGAGAGGACGGUGGUAGUGGUGGAGGGUCUGGAUUUGGCUAUGGUCAGGGUCAGGGUUCAGGUUCCAACGAUACCAGCAAUGGCAGUGGAGGAGGUGGUGGUGGUGGAGGAGGCGGAGAGAAUGGUGGUAGUGGAUUUGGAAGCGGAGAAGGUUUCGAUAGUGGUGGCAUAUGAUCCAAUAAAUCUACAUGCAUGGAGUACAACCCUGCAUGCAUGGGAGUACUAGUAAUUCCCCUCCCCCCCCCCCCAAUCUUUAAUCCUUUUGGA